Messenger RNA from Symbiodinium necroappetens, 630 nucleotides. Lineage: Eukaryota; Dinophyceae; Suessiales; Symbiodiniaceae. The record is from the annotation of a GenBank genome assembly.
AUGCGGGUGAUUUUACUGAGCUGGCGAAGCUACAGCGCCUGGAAAGCAUCUUUCGACAAGUUCAUUCCCAAGCUCGUGGUGAUGUGCUUUCACAACUGGUUUGCUGGAGCCUCCCUUGGUCUGCUGCCUUGGAUGUGGCUUCUUCGGCCCCUGGACCACUUGCUGGGCCGACCGGUGGAGGGGGUCGUACGGGAGGGCACGCCGCCCAUUACGGAGGUCUCGGGUCCCAUGGUGUGGCUUUACCACCAGAGCUUGAACCACCGGAGGCAGUACGAGGCGUGGAGCCCGCCCACAACGACAUGGAUACCUGAAAACGAAGAGGACUACAAUCAAUUCUUCGAAAAGGUUCGCCAGACUGUUCCCAAAGACCGUUUGUUCGAAUGGGACCCGCGUCGGAAUACGAUGGAAGAGCUCUGCGAGUUCAUGGAGAUCAGACCUUGCCCCAAAAGGGGCAAGCCCGGCAGGGCCAUCAACACUUGGAUCUUCGAACGGGAUUUCCCCGUCGCCUCCAUGGCCGUCAACACGCUGCGGCUGUUCUUACAUUGGGUGAACUGGAGACUUUGCUGCGCCUUCGGACGUGUGCUGAUGAAUCGGUGCAGGCGACAGGCGGCACACAAGAAGCCAGACUGA